Coffea eugenioides is the source of this 648-nucleotide messenger RNA. RefSeq lists its product as uncharacterized. The transcript is spliced from 3 exons. The record is from RefSeq and is a predicted model, not a curated record. Bases 56 to 607 code for a protein of 183 amino acids. NCBI's taxonomy places the organism in Eukaryota, Viridiplantae, Streptophyta, Magnoliopsida, Gentianales, Rubiaceae.
UCUGCCAUCUCUCUUGGUGGCUAUCUACUUUCAGCAGACUUCCCAGCUUCAUUUGAUGUUCAUAAACUGUAGGGGGAUGUCAUCAGCUGAAGGCAAGUAUAGCUUGUACAGGCAAGGCAGCUCUGGUUGGUCAACCUUGAGGAAUGAAGAAUUUCAAGAAGAAGAUGUCUGGGGUAUUCUCGGGCGAAGUAAAGAAUUGAAGAAGUCCAACUCUGAUUCCUACAGAGAAUCGUCCUCUAUGGUUUCGAGGCGCCGGCCGACUGCAUCGAGAAUGAUUCCAAAAGCCACCAGUAGUAAUUCUGGGACCGAACCCAAAAUUAUUCAACAGUCAGCCCCUGUUAACAUCCCUGAUUGGUCCAAGAUUUAUGGAAGCAGCUCCAAAAAACCAUCCAAUACUGUUUCACGGCUUGAUGAUGAUGAUGAUCACGGCAAUAGCGAUGGCGUGAUGUAUAACAGUUGGGACAGUGAUGAAGAAGAGGAAGAUGAUGGCAGUGUGGUUCCACCCCAUGAAUGGAUCGCCAGAAAGCUUGCAAGGAGUCAAAUAACCUCAUUUUCUGUGUGCGAAGGUGUUGGAAGAACACUCAAAGGUUGGUGCUGCUGUGGGUAAGAGAUUAACUGCUUGCCCUUCAAAUUAAAAGUGAACUAAUA